This is a messenger RNA of Ipomoea nil (Japanese morning glory), 922 nucleotides long. Its product is annotated as RNA polymerase II transcriptional coactivator KELP-like. Lineage: Eukaryota; Viridiplantae; Streptophyta; Magnoliopsida; Solanales; Convolvulaceae. The transcript has 3 exons. Gene Ontology annotation, biological process: positive regulation of transcription initiation by RNA polymerase II. Gene Ontology annotation, molecular function: transcription coactivator activity; DNA binding. The record is from RefSeq and is a predicted model, not a curated record. Bases 187 to 717 code for a protein of 176 amino acids.
AGUCAAUACCAGGGCAGAAAUACAGUUCUGGGACGCACAAAACCGGUAAAGGAGCAAUUCCUAGGUUAGACCUCUCUGGACUCUGUCUCUCUGUACGCGAUUCUGCAGCUGCGACUGCUCUCCCGGCCUUCAAUCUUCCAGAAUCAGAAAUACAGAAGCGGCGAAUUCAAAUUAUUAAGCAAAAUCAUGGAUGCUGAAACAGAAACCACAAUCUCUGAAACAGUUUUGGAGAUCCUAAAAUCCUCAAACAUGGACGAAAUCACGGAGUUCAUGGUCCGUAAAUCCGCAUCUGAGAAGCUAGGUAUGGACCUCUCCCAACCGAUUCAUAAGAAGUUUGUUCGCAAGGUCGUCGAGUCGUACCUCGCCGAGCAACAGGAAAAAGCUGAGCAAAAAGAGGACGAAGAAGGGGAGGAGGAGGAGGAGGAGGAAGAAUCCGAGGAUGAGAAAAAGCCCCGCCAUGGUGACGGCGGAUCCACCAAAGAGUACGAUGACGACGGUGACCUCAUUAUUUGCCGAUUGAAUAAGAAGAGAAGGGUGACAAUAACUGAUUUUAGAGGGAAGACUUUGGUGUCCUUAAGGGAAUACUACUGGAAAGAUGGAAAAGAGCUUCCUACAUCUAAAGGAAUAAGCUUGACUGCCGAGCAAUGGGCAUCAUUCAUGAAGAACCUUCCCGCAAUUGAUAAAGCUAUCAAGAAAAUGGAAUCGAGGGUAGAUUGAGGUGGUCGGUUCUAUUAGUAAUAGAACCAUGUAUCCAUGUUCUUUCACUAUGGUUCUUAGAACAGUAUGGGUAAUAUAUGUCCAGCCAUUUGCUCCCUGCUUCUUUAACUGGUUCCCAGAGCAGUACUUUGUUCUCUAAGUGGGUACAUAUCAUGGUUUUUCAGUCAUGCCAAAUGAACUAGUAUGCCAUGUUCCAUUCUCUUCA